Messenger RNA from Dendronephthya gigantea, 1402 nucleotides. RefSeq names its product isoaspartyl peptidase/L-asparaginase-like. Gene Ontology annotation, molecular function: asparaginase activity. The record is from RefSeq and is a predicted model, not a curated record. The transcript is spliced from 8 exons. The coding region runs from base 218 to 1228 and encodes 336 amino acids. Lineage: Eukaryota; Metazoa; Cnidaria; Anthozoa; Malacalcyonacea; Nephtheidae.
GUGCGAGUCUAUCCGCAGACAUGCAGCAGUAACAACCAGUAUCCUCAAAUCGUCUCAGUUUCACCUGUCGGCAUAAAGAGCGUUUAAAAAGAGACCGUGAGAAGUUGUGAGUGUGAGACCAUCCUCAGACAGCAGUAUAACAAACAGUAUUCCCAUAUCGUAUCAGUUAGACAACGAAGCUUUGUUGGCCUUUUAAACAUUCAUAAAGAUAAAGCAAAUGGCAGAAAAUCCCGGAAUAGGGCAAGGAGGACCUAGAAUUAUUGUUCAGGGUGGUGCGUUUAACCCGUAUCAGGACCGACCGGGACGAAAAGAAGAUUUUAUGACAGGAGUAAAAGAAUCUGCCAAGGCGGGAAACGCUAUUUUGACCGACGGUGGCACGGCGGUCAAUGCUGUAGAAGCAGCAGUUCGUGAACUGGAGAACAAUGGGAAUUUUAAUGCUGGCUAUGGAUCGUAUUUGAACAACAAUGGUGAAGUGGAAUGCGAUGCAUUGAUUAUGGAUGGCAACACAUUAAAUACUGGUGCAGUGAUGAAUGGACGUUAUUUUCGUAAUCCUGUUUCUCUUGCCAAAAAGAUCAUGGAGGAUUCGCAUCAUUGUGCGUUGUCUGGUGAUGGAGCGCUGGAAUUUGCUUUGCGCCAUGUGGUAACACUCUAUGAUCCGCCGAAAUUGAUCAGCGAGCGUGCCCGUGAGAAAAUUUGUAAAUACGAAGACUUUCCAAAUACUGUUCGCACUAUCUAUCCGGGAGGCCCCUUCGAAGAAGAGGGCGGCGAAUAUGGCGGUGAAUAUGAUACUGUUUCAGCUGUUGCUAUGGAUGCCGAGGGCCAUCUGGCGUGUGCGACGUCAUCAGGUGGUAUACCUGGCAAGUUGAAAGGUCGGGUUGGCGAUGCAGCGCUGGUUGGUUGUGGGGGUUACGCAAAUAAACACGGAGCAGCCACUGUUAGUGGACAUGGAGAGUCGAUAAUGAAAAUGACUCUGGCAAGAGAAGUUGUUUCCAUGAUGGAAGAAAAUGAGGAAAAAGAACCAAAAGAUGCUCAGGAAUCUGCAGAAAUUGCUUCAAAGAAUUUGCUUGACUACAAUAAAUAUUGCGGUGCUUGUGGUGUAAUUGCUAUAGAUAAAAAUGGAAAAUUUGGGAGAAAAUUCACAACCAAAGCUAUGCCAUGGGCGAGCAUCGUGGGAAAGCAAAUGGAAUAUGGUAUGGAUCCAAAUGAAAGAAAAACUGAGUUCCUUUGAAACAAUUUACAUGAACAAUUUUAUAUUUUAUUUUUAUAUACUAAGUUUAUUUUCUUUCAAAAUAAUAUGUUUCAUCGUAUACUUACCUAGCUAUUAAAUUCAAUGAGGAAUUUGUUCACGCCAAUUUCAAAUUCAGUGAAAUAAUUUAUAUAUUAUAUUGUUAAGCCCUGUUUG